Microplitis demolitor is the source of this 1313-nucleotide messenger RNA. RefSeq names its product arrestin domain-containing protein 17-like. Gene Ontology annotation, biological process: protein transport. NCBI's taxonomy places the organism in Eukaryota, Metazoa, Arthropoda, Insecta, Hymenoptera, Braconidae. Gene Ontology annotation, cellular component: cytoplasm. The transcript has 7 exons. The record is from RefSeq and is a predicted model, not a curated record. Bases 4 to 1161 code for a protein of 385 amino acids.
AACAUGUCGACGAUUGAAAAUAUAGCUGUCAAUAUCAAAGAAAGGAUUGGAGUGCAACAUUUCAAUGUUUUAUUAGACGAUGCCCAAGAUAUUUAUUACAGCGGUAAAAUAAUAACUGGCAAAGUUGGUAUUAUUUUCAAUUCGCCAGUAACUAUUACAAGUAUCAAAGUAUUAUGCAAAGGAGAAGCACAAGUACAUUUCACAAGCCGUUCUGCUGGAUUUAAAAGAAGAUUUAAAACCGAGGAAAUUUAUUUACAUGAAGAAAUUGAUUUAAUUGACGCAAAUGUUGAAAUAAAAAACAAUGAUUUUUCAUUUAAUUUACAACUGCCAGAAAAAUUGCCAUGCAGUUUCGAGGGUCGAUAUGGACGCGUACGUUACUCAAUAUGCGCUAGUUUGAAUACAAACGAAAAUUUAAAAAUUUAUUCCGAUACACUGCCAUUUACAGUAGCACCUAUUUUUGAUUUGAAUAAUCAUCCACUCGCACCGUUGCCUAUAAGUGAAAAUUGUACAAAAACUUUAAUGGGACAUGCCGAGCCAUUCACCGUGUCAGUAUUCCUUCCAGUACGUGGAUACGUACCAGGACAAACAAUUCCAUUGAAAGUUAAUUUUAAAAAUGAAUCAAACGUUGAAUUUAAAAAAUUACGUGUUGUAUUAAAAAAGGUCGUUUUGUAUCGUUCAAUGGAGAAUGUUCGUAAACACAAAGAAAUAGUUGUGGAAAUUGAACAGCCAAUUGAUAAAAAUAACAACGUUUAUAAUUCUGAAUUUGACGUCCCGGCAAUUCCGCCGACUGGUACUAUUUGUAACCUUAUUGAUGUUGAAUACAAGCUUAAAAUCGAGGCUUUUGCUGAUAUUAAUGAAUGGUACUACAAAAUUUUUUAUAAGAAUUUGAAAAUACGGAUAGAUAUUAUUAUUGGAAGUUUGCCAUUGAAAAAUUAUGAAGAUCCUAUUGAUUUGAGCGAUGAUUCGCGUAAUAGUAAAGAGCAAAGUGUUUUGAAUGUUGAAAAAGGACGACUUAAAUACCAAAGAAGCCGAAUAUAUCGCUCAUCGAAGCCCGAUCUUGAUGAAACAGACGAAGAAAGAGACAAAGAAAGCAUCCAAGAGUUUUCUCCGAUGUACCGCGUCUAUGAAUUUAAACACUCGAAUGUCAAAGCUACUGAAUAACGAUUAACGAUUUAUUAAGUAAAGAAUUAUCAAAAUAUAACAUUUAAAAUCAAAUCAAUCAAUCGAUAAAUAUACAUACUAACCGCGAAAGCAAGCGAAAAAUUGCUGAGUUGAAUUAAUAUAAUUUUAACGAAGAUUUAUUUUACAUAAAA